Molecule: messenger RNA, 1517 nt
Organism: Epinephelus fuscoguttatus (brown-marbled grouper)
Lineage: Eukaryota; Metazoa; Chordata; Actinopteri; Perciformes; Serranidae
Product: trans-1,2-dihydrobenzene-1,2-diol dehydrogenase-like
Exons: 7
Coding region: 107-1114 (335 amino acids)
Molecular function (GO): nucleotide binding
Source: RefSeq, a predicted model, not a curated record
GCAAGGGUUGAGAGGAUAUUCUCACAAUAGCAGAGUUCAACACGACUCAGGCUUUACUGUAAACUGGCUAAUUUUUACUCAUGUUGUCAGUCAUAGCUGACUUGCAAUGGCAACACGCUGGGGAAUAUGCAGUGCUGGAAAAAUCAGUCAUGACUUCUCGGUUGCUUUACGGACCCUGACUCCCGGUGACCAUGAGAUAGUGGCUGUUGCAGCGAGGGAUCUGCUGCAUGCUGAAGAAUUUGCCAAAAAGCACAACAUCCCUCGAGCAUAUGGAAGUUAUAAUGAGUUGGCAAACGAUCCAGACAUCGAUGUGGUGUACAUUGGCACCAUCCAUCCUUACCACCUGGCCACUGGCAAGCUCUUUAUGAAUUCCCAAAAGAAUGUGCUGAUUGAGAAGCCUCUGGCCAUGAAUUCAAGGGAGGUGCAGGAACUCAUCACUGUAGCCCAAGACAACGGUGUCUUUUUCAUGGAGGCCAUUUGGACACGUUUCUUUCCUGCAUCCCUUGAACUGAGGAGACUGCUAGGCCAGGGUGAAGUGGGCGAUGUUCAGAUGGUGAGGGCUGAUCUCGGGGCUCCACUCACCCACAUUCCUCGCUUCGCUGAGAGGAAGUUGGGAGGCGGGGCAGUGCUGGACCUGGGCAUCUACUCUCUGCAGUUUAUCCUCAUGGUUUUUAAUGGCGAGAGGCCUGAGUCCAUCCACGCCACAGGGAACUGCAUAGACACAGGUGUUGAUGGAACAGCAGUUAUGGUUUUGAAGUUCUCAGGAAACAGACUUGCCAUUUCCACUUGCUCAAUCACCACAACGCUGAGCUGUGAAGCGGUUAUCUCUGGGACCAAAGGCACCAUUAAGAUACCCAACCAUAUGUGGUGCCCCACAUCCUUGGAGGUGAAUGGGAAGGAGGUGCAGUUCCCCCUGCCAGAGCCUGACAUGCCACUAAACUUUAAAAACAGCACAGGUCUACGAUAUGAAGCUGAGGAGGUCCGCCACUGUCUGCUGAAAGGUCUGAAGGAGAGUCCAGGGAUGCCGUGGGCGCACUCCAGCCUGUCAGCAGAACUUAUAGAUGAGGCCAGAAGACAAAUGGGAGUGACAUAUGACCAAGACAACAUCCAGUGAUGGGUUCUCAGCGACAGCUAGGGAGCAGACCUGUACCUCAGCAUACAGAAUGACAGAAUCUUAAUCAGGUUUCCUCUUAAAUUCAGGUCAUGUAGGUUCAUUGUACAUGUUAUGAUGAAUAUUGAACUAUUUUAUGUUUGUGUGUGAGUGUGUGAAUGUGUAAUACAGUAAAAUUUACAAUGGUUUCAGCCUAUUCAGGUGGUCCUAGUAAGUCAUGACAGUGUGACAGAUGACUGAUUGAAAUUUAGCCAUCAUUAAUUUUAUCAUUUACAUCUGUGAUUUCCCCACCAUGACAUGUCAAAAGGCUGUCUCUGAAAAAAGUAUUUUUGUACACAUUUCAUUGAGUCUCUUGGCUGUGUCUUGAGUGAACAUUUGGCUGGGUUGUAAAUUGUCAUUGAUUAAA